Messenger RNA from Meloidogyne enterolobii, 810 nucleotides. The record is from the annotation of a GenBank genome assembly. Lineage: Eukaryota; Metazoa; Nematoda; Chromadorea; Rhabditida; Meloidogynidae.
AUGGGCACGAGAGGCGCGGCGAGUACUGAGUAUUUUUUGGCGAAAGGAUAUGCUGUUAUUUUUUUCCACAGAGAAGAAUCCUUAAAGCCUUAUUCUCGUAGAUAUCUUCACUUUUUUGAUCAUUUGGAUGUGACAGACGAAGGGAAAGUUGAAAUUGUAAACUUCCCGAAUCUAUCAAGAGAUGUCUCCACUUACAAAAGAAAUGCUUCUCGUCUUCUGUUCAUUCCCUUUGUUGAAUUAGACCAGUAUUUACAUGAUUUGGAAGUUAUUUGUACAUGUCUGCAUAAAUGUGGGCCUAAAGUGUUGAUUUACUUGGCUGCGGCAGUUUCUGAUUUUUAUGUUCUAGAAGAGAGAUUGGUGAGUUGGGAGCUCCCAAAAGAUCACCAAGAAAAUUUUUAUUUUCAGCCAACUCAUAAAAUCCAAUCUAGAGAUGGCGAAUUACAAUUAACAUUAAGUUUGGUACCCAAAUUGUUGGAAAGGCUUGUGGAGAAGAUUGUGCCUAGUGCUUAUAUUGUCUCAUUUAAGCUCGAAACCGACGAAUCCAUUUUACUCAAAAAAGCCAAAGAUGCAAUAGAAAAGUAUGGGCACAAUGCAGUUAUCGGGAACUUGCUCCAAACAAGAAAGAAAUCAGUCGUUUUUGUAUACCCAAACAAUAAACCAACAGAAACAAUAAAUAUAGAACAAAAAGAUUUAGAAAAAGGUGUUGAGGAAAUUGAAGAAAAAAUUGUUGGAAAAUUGGUACAGGAACAUGAAGAAUUUAUUACAAAUUUGAGUAAAGUAAAGAAUGAUGGGAAGGAAGUUUAUUAUUAG